AUGUCUGACACUGCAGGAAAAACCAUCAAGUGCAAGGCCGCUGUUUGCUGGGGAGCUGGAGAGCCCUUGAAGAUCGAGGAAGUUGAAGUUGCUCCCCCUAGGGCAAAUGAAGUUAGAAUUCACAUUCUGUACACCGGCAUUUGUCACACCGAUGAGUACACUCGAAGCGGCAAAGACCCUGAGGGUCUCUUUCCUGUGAUAUUGGGUCACGAAGGUGGAGGCAUCGUCGAAUCUGUUGGUGAAGGUGUCACCAAUGUUGCAGUGGGAGACCAUGUCAUUCCUUUGUACACAGCUGAGUGCAGAGAAUGCAAAUUUUGCAAGAGUGGAAAAACCAACCUCUGUGGAAAAGUGCGAGCUACACAAGGAAAGGGUUUGAUGCCUGAUAACUCUAGCCGAUUCUCUAUCAACGGGCAGCCAAUUCACCACUUCAUGGGGACCUCCACUUUUUCCCAAUACACUGUUGUGGCCGAUGUUUCCGUUGUGGCAGUCAACAAGGAAGCACCGCUGGAGAAGGUUUGCCUGCUCGGAUGCGGUAUUACUACCGCCUGGGGUGCUGUUGUCAAACAGGCCGGAAUCAAGGGUUCUUCUGUGGCUGUUUUCGGAUGUGGCGCAAUCGGACUGGGUGUCAUCAACACUGCGGCUCUCGUGGGCGCCAGUCGCAUCAUUGCAAUUGACACCAACCCAGGAAAAGAGUCCUGGGCUAAGAAAUUCGGCGCUACAGAUUUCAUUAACCCCACCACUGCGUUAAAACAGGAUCAAAAGAUUCAAGAUCAUCUCGUCGAAAUUACUGAUGGUGGCCUCGACUUUACUUUUGAUUGCACUGGAAAUGUUCACGUUAUGCGCGCCGCUCUGGAAGCGUGCCACAAAGGCUGGGGUGUUUCUACAAUCAUUGGUGUCGCUGCUGCUGGUCAAGAAAUUUCUACCAGACCAUUCCAAUUGGUAACUGGACGCACCUGGCGCGGAACAGCUUUCGGAGGUGUCAAGGGGAGAACCGAAAUUCCAGGCCUUGUUGACGACUACCUCAAGGGCACAAUCAAGAUCGACGAAUAUGUAACCCACCACAGAAACCUUGCGGAAAUUAACGAUGGAUUCCAUGAUAUGCACCAAGGAAACUGCAUCCGUUGUGUUGUCGAUAUGGCUUAA
Molecule: messenger RNA, 1143 nt
Organism: Psilocybe cubensis
Lineage: Eukaryota; Fungi; Basidiomycota; Agaricomycetes; Agaricales; Agrocybaceae
Exons: 13
Coding region: 1-1143 (380 amino acids)
Biological process (GO): formaldehyde catabolic process
Cellular component (GO): cytosol
Molecular function (GO): S-(hydroxymethyl)glutathione dehydrogenase [NAD(P)+] activity; zinc ion binding
Source: RefSeq, a predicted model, not a curated record